CGCCCACACACACACACUCUAUAGCUGGACCAGUUCUUGAAAUUUUCUUCUCCGCCUCUCAUCAGCUCAAUUCAAGAAGAGGAGCAAAGACAAAAACAUGGAGGUGGGUCAGAUGCGGAGACAGUGGGUGGACUACACCAAAUCUCUGUUCAUGGAGGGCUUCCUGGAUGGUCAGUUUCUGCAACUUCAGCAGCUACAAGAUGAGAACAACCCUGAGUUUGUGUUUGAAGUGGCGUCUCUCUUCUUUGAAGAUUCUGAGAGGCUUCUCAAAGAUCUCACCUUUGCUUUAGAUCAGAAAGUUGUUGACUUCAAAAAAGUUGAUGCUCAUGUUCACCAGUUAAAGGGUAGCAGCUCGAGCGUAGGCGCACAAAGGGUAAAAAAUGCCUGCAUGGCUUUCCGCAACUUCUGUGAGGAACAGAACACAGACGCGUGCCUCAGAUGUCUACAACAAGUGAAACAAGAGUACUGCCUUGCAAAGAAUAAGCUCGAAACACUGUUUGGGCUUGAGCAACAAAUUGUGGCAGCUGGUGGGUCAAUUCCUAUGAUGGAACUGAGUUUCUAAGAGGGUGGACUUGUACAAAUGCUUGUAUUGUGAUCCUCAUCUCCUUAGUUAAAGAUUCUCUUUUAUCUUCUGUACCUGGUGAAUGUAUGGAUUUUUAUGAGAAGAGAAUUUUUCACCACUAAUUUGUAAUCUCUUUUAUCUUC
Molecule: messenger RNA, 705 nt
Organism: Gastrolobium bilobum
Lineage: Eukaryota; Viridiplantae; Streptophyta; Magnoliopsida; Fabales; Fabaceae
Product: histidine-containing phosphotransfer protein 1-like
Exons: 7
Coding region: 98-562 (154 amino acids)
Biological process (GO): phosphorylation; phosphorelay signal transduction system; cytokinin-activated signaling pathway
Cellular component (GO): cytoplasm; nucleus
Molecular function (GO): protein histidine kinase binding; histidine phosphotransfer kinase activity
Source: RefSeq, a predicted model, not a curated record